Messenger RNA from Conger conger (European conger), 2475 nucleotides. RefSeq names its product stimulator of interferon response cGAMP interactor 1 (gene sting1). NCBI's taxonomy places the organism in Eukaryota, Metazoa, Chordata, Actinopteri, Anguilliformes, Congridae. Gene Ontology annotation, biological process: positive regulation of type I interferon production; reticulophagy; defense response to virus. Gene Ontology annotation, molecular function: 2',3'-cyclic GMP-AMP binding; cyclic-di-GMP binding. The record is from RefSeq and is a predicted model, not a curated record. The coding region runs from base 828 to 2018 and encodes 396 amino acids. Gene Ontology annotation, cellular component: autophagosome; endoplasmic reticulum membrane. The transcript has 7 exons.
AUGAAAGUCUCUGUCAUUUAUGAAACUGCAUUUGUUUCUCUCUCUCUCUCUCUCUCUCUCUCUCUCAGUCUUUCUCCCACCCUCUUUCUCUCCCACAACCACUCUCUUAGUUACCCUCAAACUAGCAAGGUUGUCAGACCUGUAUGAAUGAGUUUCUUUUUCUUAAUAAAGAAACAAAGCUCAGUCCUGCUCACUGUGGAGGGAAAGAGCUCUUCGUACGUGAGUAUCAAGAGUCUUUACUGGAUUAGUGACAAAAGCUAUUCUCAGUUCUCUGACCAGGACACCACACAGCACAGACACCAAAAACCAAAGAAUAACCCGGUAAGUACUUUUGUCUUAUAUCAAGACUUAAAAUGUUUGACUAAAUAAGUACAAAAUUGUUUGAUUAAUUUCAAGAUUUUCCAAUGCAGGUAAGAAAACAAUAGCAAACAGUAACUUAAAAUAGGCUAAUAGUUUCUCCUUAAGGGAAAGGAAAAAAAGAUCUGAAGUCUCCUUACAAGACUAAAAUGGUUACCCUGCUGUAAAAUCAAUGCCAGCUUGAAAAUUGAGGUGGUCAUAAGCUGGUCUAGCGGGGUAUGAGCUGGUCAACCAGCUAGUGCUAGUAGCUUGUCUGUUUGAAAACAUAGCUUGAGCUGGUCAAACCAUGUCAAGCUGAGAGCUGGUCUGAACUGGCCAACCAGCCACCAUCUGUUUCAAAACCUAGCUCGAACAUGUCAAGGUGAAAGCUGGUCUGAACUGGUGAGCCAGCCGCUUCAAAACCUAGUACUGACGUAGCUAACCGCUAACCGCUAACCACCAUCGGUCUGCUUCCUCCCAGCGGGCCUCUGAUGAUGCGUCAGGAAGGAACAUGGCGGCUGGUCCCCAGGCCUCGGGGGCAGCUCCCGGCGUACUGCGCAGGGGCGGUGGCCAUCGUGGUCCUCCUGGGGCUGUGCCUCUGGGGAAACAGAGAGUUCUGCAAGCAGGUCGUUAUCGCUGGGCUGGGCACAGCUCUCGGGGCCCUGCUGCAGGGGGUCUGCCUGCUGGCCGAGGAGUCUCUCCAUCACCUGGAAACCAGGUACCACAGCAGCCUGCCCCGUAUGCUCAGAGCCUGCUUCAGUAAAGGCCUCUUGCUGCUGGGGGUGAUAUCGGCCCUGGUGUUAUGUGCAGGAAGUCUUCAGUUGGAGUUCAAAGAGUGGUAUGCGGUGGCCAUGACUAUUGGUUUCUCUCUGCUGCUCAAGGCCUUUGGUAUCCUGAGUCCCUCUGCGGUGGAAAUUUCGGAGAUUUGCGAGCAGAGGAAGAUGAACGUAGCUCAUGGGCUGGCCUGGUCCUUCUACACGGGCUACCUGAGGCUUGUGCUUCCAAGGCUGGAGGCUUCUAUUGAGGAAUACCACCAGCGCAACGGGAAGUCCGGCAUUCUGCAGCAACGGGAUUCCCGCCGACUGCACAUUCUGAUCCCGCUCAGUGCCUUCAUCCCGGAGAAAUUGGAGGAGAUGGACACACGCGUCCGUUUCUACGCCAACCUGCCAGAGAUCAUCAUUGACAAGGCGGGGGUCAGGAGGCGAGUCUACAAGCACAGUGUGUACAGCGUGCAGGACCACCAGGGGCAGGUACAGCACUGUGUGGUAGAGUGCGCCACCCCUCUGCAGACCCUGUACCACAUGUCCCAGGACAGCAGCGCUGGUCUGAGCUCAGAGGAGCGCUGCCAGCAGGUCCUGCUCUUCCUCCGCACCCUACACGGCAUCCUGGAGGACUCUGUCGAGUGCCGCAACCGAUUCCGCCUCAUUAUCCUGGAAGACGCGUGUGAGCAGGAAGCAGAGCCAGACCCUCACUUCCUGUCCAAGGCCAUCCUGAAGCAGCUACGGCAGGAGGAGAGGGAGGAGUACGGCGUGGCUCCGCCCCUAGAGGGUCCAGGCAGGGGGGAGCCCCUGUCCCGUGAGCCCACCCUCAUGAUCAGCGAGGACCUGCCCAAUCCCCUCCGGAUGCCCGUAGAGACCUACGACUGGAGCCCGACGCAGGACAACUGCAUCCGUCUGCAAUAGCAAAACCACAAACAAGCGAAGCGUAACGAGUGUCAUAGUUCAGGACCGAGGCUACAACGACCCGUUUCACAGACACGGAUUAGGCUUAAUCGAGUUUUGUAUGGAGAUUCUCCAUUCGACAUUGAAAUCGGUCCAGGACUAAGAUUAACCUGCGUCUGUGAAACUGGCUCAUUAUCUUGUCCCUGUUUACUUUUUUUGCUCAAGUUCACCACGAAUGAGGUGAGGCAGUCUUACUCAUUUCAAGCUUUGUCAAUGGGGAAAGACAAUUUUCCAAGUCAAGCAAAAAGUAAACUAAAAACAAGCUAAUAUUUUGUUCUUAAUAUGAGAUUUCAAGUCUUAUUACAAGACUAAGGCACUUAGGAACGAAGGAAAUAAUCUUUUGUAGUAUGUAUGUAGUAUGUAUUAUUUCUGUAAUGUUUACAAACACUAGAUAGGGAAAUAAACACCCAGAAUAUAA